This is a messenger RNA of Malassezia japonica, 1140 nucleotides long. RefSeq lists its product as uncharacterized. Lineage: Eukaryota; Fungi; Basidiomycota; Malasseziomycetes; Malasseziales; Malasseziaceae. The transcript has 3 exons. The record is from RefSeq and is a predicted model, not a curated record. Gene Ontology annotation, cellular component: membrane. The coding region runs from base 1 to 1140 and encodes 379 amino acids.
AUGUCCGGCUCGAUGGUGAGCCGCCUGCCGGGCGGUCCCAAGACCGUCGUGGCGUUUCUCGCAAUCCUGUUUGCCUACACGGUGCAAACAGAGUCUACGCAACAUAUACAGCACGCACUGCGCUACGAGAAGCCGCUGCUUCUUCUGUAUGUGACACACAGCAGCUUUACCUUUUUGCUUCCGAUCCAGUUGUUGGUCCUGCGCGUGACGACCGGCCGGCCGAUCUCGCACUUCCUCGGCCUGCUGAAGCGCGACGUGCAGAAGCAGCUCGACCAUGUACGCUCGAAAGUGGGCCUCGGGCCCGCGCAUACCUCUGUGUCGUUCUUCUUGACGCUCCUCUCGAUCCUCGUCCUGAUCAUGCUCGGGAUCACCAUCCCGGCCGUGAGCUGGUUCGUGGCGCUUCCCCUGACGAGCAUGGCGAACGUCACCUCGAUCUACAACACCUUUAGCAUUUGGGCCUUGGUGUUUUCGGUCAUUUUCCUCAACGAGGAAUGGAACUAUCUCCAAGCCUUUGCGGUGCUCCUCGGCGUCGUCGGCGUGGGUAUCGUGUCCUACGCGAGCACGCAGCCAGUCACGAUCGCGGCGCAGACCAUCAAGCCGAUCGUAUCGCGUGCGAUGCUCGGCAAUUCGCUGGCGCUGCUCGGCGCCAUCUGGAUGGCCGCGUACGAGGUCCUGUACAAACUGAUUGCCACCGUGCCGGACGAAAAUCACGCCGGCUUCCGGCCGCUCGCGUCGUCGCCCGAGCACGCGGACGAGCACGCAACGCACCAUAACGAGGACCACGAAGAGGCGGCGCCGACCGAAGAGCCGCUACCGUUUGGUAUGCACGCAAUGGCAAUGACGUCGGGCAUUGGUCUCACAACAUUUGUGCUCCUGUGGGCCAUGCUGCUUGUCGCGCACUUGGUCGACUUUGAGCCGCUCGCGCUCCCGCCAAAUGGCGAGACGCUCGGCUGGAUCGUCAUGGGCGCAAGCUGCGGCAUGAUCUUUAACGGGUGCUUCUCGAUCCUCCUCUCGCUCUGGGGGCCAGUGCUGGCGAGCAUGUCGUGCCUGCUGACGACCGUCAUUGUGCAGCUGACCGACCUCGUGUUAGGCGUGCCUUUGAGCUUUGUGUGCUUGCUGCCUUGGGAAAAUAAAGGAUAG